ACUAGGACCACAUUGGGCACACACUUGCACGUAUGCUUAUGGAGACCACAUGACGAUCCAAUGUGGUGGACAGAACAAAGGAUUGGAUGUAAUGGAGCUAGAAAAGGAAGCUAGCUUAGAAUAUUAGAUGAGAACUCUAGUAAUGGAUAACAAAACAACCAAUACCCUGAUUUGUUAUAGUAGGCAGCAAGAGAGUAUAGACUUCUGCUGUGACAGCUUCAUCCCAUCUACAUUGCACCAGCACAAAUAGAAUAAACCAUUGUGAUAUCUGAUGCCUCUAUAUACCUUGAACCUCAAUUGUGUCACAGUUCCUGAUCUACAAUUUUUUGCGUAAUCUCUAUUAGUAUGGAGUUCAUUUUUAUGAGGUUUUUUCUGGUCGGGAAGUAUGCCAUCAGAAUCUGAUAAGUGGGGAUGGAAGCAUGUUAGUGUGUUUGGUGGUUUUGAUAAGGGAAGUGGUACAAAAAAGUGGAAAUGUAAUCACUGUAAUCGACGAUAUAAUGGAUCAUAUUCACGUGUUAGAGCUCACCUCCUUGGAUUCACAGGUGUAGGAGUGAAAAGCUGCCCAGCAAUAGACAGGUCAAUGAGAGAAGCAUUUCAGACUUUAGAAGAGGAGCGAGUUGCUAGGAAAAAGAAAAGAAGUUCGGGAAAUGGAAAGCCUGGCAAGCGCAUUCAAAUUCCACAACAAAACCUUACCAGUGUGUUAAAAGCUGCCACAAAAGAGGACGUAGAUGACAUAGUGGCCAGAUUUUUCUAUGCUGAUGGUUUGAAUCUCAAUAUUGUAAAUUCCCCUUAUUUUCAUGAGAUGGCUAAAGCUAUUGCUGCUUUUGGCACUAGUUAUGAACCCCCAUCAAUAGAUAAGCUGUCUGAUUCUUUUCUAAGUAAAGAGAAAGCUAGGAUGGAGAAAGCUAUAACUUUAAUAAAGGAGUCCUGGUCUCACACAGCCUGCACCAUAAUCUGUGUCAACCGUUUGGAUGGAACGCUCGGCUGUUUCUGUAUUAACAUCUUCAUCUCAAGUCCAAGGGGACUCAUGUUCUUGAAAACAAUAGAUAUAAAUGAAGGCGAUGGUGCAGACAUUUUGUUUACCAAUGUCCUUAGCAAUGCAAUAACUGAAGCUGGGCCCACAAAUGUGCUUCAGGUCAUCUCACAUCUAGGCCAUGCAAGCGAGUCUUUUGAAUCCUUAAUCCUGUCAAAGUUUCCUCACAUAUUUUGGUCCCCCUGCACUUCACAUUCUAUUCACAUGUUGAUGGAAAACAUGGCUGAAAUAGAUUGGAUAAAACUUGUAGUCUUGUGUGCCAAGGGGAUUGACCAAUGCAUGCUGACAUAUGAACGUUCUUCUUUCUGUGUUUCCACUCAAAAUUUGAAAGAGAGCUUUGAUCCACUUCGCGCCAAGCUUGCACCUUCAUAUUGCAUGGUCCAGAUGAUUUUUGAGCUAAAGCAAGCACUGCGAGAGGUGGUUCUUAGUGAAGAAUGGAAACAGUGGAAGGUUGCUAUUGCAGAGGACACUAGCAAUAUUGAGUCUGCCAUUUUAGGGGACGAUUUCUGGGAAAGGGCUCAUUUGUUGCUGCAGUUGUUUGAGCCUUUUGUAAGAUUGCUUACAAUUCUUGACAUUGAGAAAUCUGUCAUGGGUGAUGUCUACUUUUGGCGGUUUCAGGCACUUGAAGCAGUGAAGUGUAAGGGAAUUGAUGAUAUUGCAUUGAAUCAACUGGAAUUGUUGAUUGAGAGCAGGUGGGAUAUGUUGUUUUCCCCUCUUCAUGCUGCUGGUUACAUAUUGAACCCUAGAUAUUUUGGAAGGGGUCAGACAAAGGAUAAAACGGUAAUGCGGGGUUGGAAAACCACCCUUGAAAGAUACGAGCAUGACAGCGCUGCGAGACGGGUUCUUAGAGAGCAGCUCAGCUCUUAUUGUCGACUUGAGGGAUCUUUGGGGGAAGAAGAUGCUGUGGAUUGCAGAGAUAAAAUGGAUCCAGUUGCAUGGUGGGAGAAUUUUGGUUUUGAAACACCUCAUUUGCAAACACUAGCUAUAAAGAUUCUGAGUCAGGUUCCAAGUGCUGCUAUGUGUCAAGAGAGUUGGCAAGAAAAUGAUUUUCCAUGUCGAGAGAUAGCCAACAGGUUGGGAGUGGAGAGAGUGGAAGAUUUCAUGUUUGUCCGAAACAAUCUGAAACUCCAAAGCCUAAGAUAUGGACAUUUAAACUUCACGUCUGGCCAAAGGAGCGGGAAUUUUAGUAUACCUUCUGGUGCUAGGACAUGGGAUAUUGCUCAUCGUGAUCUAACGAAGGGGAUAAUGAAUAUCCAUAACAAAGUGUGAAAAAAUGGAAAAAGACUUUGAGACUUUUGGAAUUGGAUCUAUGGCAGAGACUUGUAGUUAACUUUGAAAUAGUGUCAUAAUGGCUUGCUUCCGUGGCAAAUUCUGAUAAUAUUGACUUAACAAAGGGAAGAUGAAAAGUGAACUAGGCUCACUUCCAGUGACACUAUUGAAAGCGUGAUUCAGAGACUCAAGAAAGUGAUCCAGGUUAGUUAUACUUUAAUGUGACUUAAUUGAAAAUUGCAAUUCACCAUGUAAAGAAGUGGAAAAUACAGCAUUUAGGUUACUAAAAUAUAUGCAUGGAUGUAGAUAUAUAUAUGCAAAUGUGUCUGUUAAGUAGCUGAGAGUUUUGGGUGCUAGACCAUGUAUCUUCUCCUUUAUUAUGGUGUGCCUAACUUUAUCCGGCAUUUGCUUUCUAUAUCAAUUUAAACUCUGAAAGCAGGGUUUUCUUUUUCUC
Camellia sinensis is the source of this 2756-nucleotide messenger RNA. RefSeq lists its product as uncharacterized. NCBI's taxonomy places the organism in Eukaryota, Viridiplantae, Streptophyta, Magnoliopsida, Ericales, Theaceae. The record is from RefSeq and is a predicted model, not a curated record. Gene Ontology annotation, molecular function: protein dimerization activity.